This is a messenger RNA of Candidula unifasciata, 1977 nucleotides long. The record is from the annotation of a GenBank genome assembly. NCBI's taxonomy places the organism in Eukaryota, Metazoa, Mollusca, Gastropoda, Stylommatophora, Geomitridae.
AUGAGGGCUCUGGCGUUUGUAGUCACUGUCUGCCUGCUUCAGGGAGGACUCGCGUUUUAUUUACCAGGAUUGGCAUCGGUUACUUACUGUUCAGACAACAAAAAUAAUGCAAAUUGUAAGUCAGAUCUUAUGGUGUACGUGAAUCGCUUAAACACAGUGGAGAACAUUGUCCCGUAUGAGUAUCAUGACUUUGACUUCUGCGUGCCAGAUAAAGAUGUUGCCAAUUCACCGACAGAGAAUCUUGGCCAGGUUGUCUUUGGUGAGAGGAUUAGGCCUUCUCUCUAUCAGCUGAAGUUUGCAGAAAAUGCAGCGUGCAAGGUGGUCUGUGAGAAGACAUACAAGCCUGGAGACAAAAGCCAGCUGGAGAAACUGACUUUCUUGAAGAGAGGCAUCAGCCUCAACUACCAGCAUCACUGGAUUGUGGACAACAUGCCCAUCACAUGGUGCUACAAGGUGGAGAGUGGGGACAAGUUCUGCUCCACUGGGUUCCCUGUGGGCUGCUACGUCACCAAGCUGGGCAAGAGGAAGGACACCUGUGUCACACUGGCUGAUUUCAAGACUCCAAACACGUACUAUUUAUACAACCAUGUUGACAUUGUCAUCGAGUAUCAUCCUUUAAGCCAGGAUGAUUUGGGACAACAGCACACUGGCGUUGGAGGACGGAUUGUGGCCGCAAAGUUGACCCCAAGGAGCAUCGACAACGGAAAUAAGAAGAAUGAAGAGUCGUGUGGCAGCAACCUUCCAGUUCUGGGGGUUCCAGGAGACUUAUCUAAUGAAAUCAAAUUCAAAUACACAUACAGUGUGACGUGGAAGGAGAACGUCAACAUCAAGUGGACCUCUCGCUGGGACUACAUCUUGGAAUCUAUGCCCCACACAAACAUCCAGUGGUUUAGCAUCAUGAACUCUCUGGUGAUCGUCGUCUUCCUCUCUGGGAUGGUGGCCAUGAUCAUGCUGCGGACACUGCACAAGGACAUCGCUCGAUACAACCAGAUGGACAGCAUGGAGGAUGCCCAAGAGGAGUUUGGCUGGAAGCUGGUUCAUGGGGACGUGUUCAGACCCCCCAGAAAGGGAAUGUUUCUGUCCGUACUUGUUGGCAACGGUGCUCAGUUGUUUUUCAUGACUUUGAUAACUUUAGUGUUUGCUUGCUUGGGAUUUUUGUCUCCGGCCAAUAGAGGUGCUUUGAUGACUUGUGCCUUGGUGCUGUAUGUCUGCCUGGGGACUCCAGCUGGCUACGUGUCAGCAAGGAUGUACAAAACUUUUGGUGGAGAGAAAUGGAAGUCGAAUGUGAUUCUGACAGCAUUUUUCUGCCCUGGCGUGGUGUUUGGCAUUUUCUUUUUCCUGAACCUGGUGCUGUGGAGUUACGGAAGCUCGGCUGCGAUCCCCUUCACCACCCUACUAGCCCUGCUAGCGCUGUGGUUUGGUAUCUCUGUGCCUCUGGCCUUCAUUGGGGCUUACUUCGGCUUUAGGAAACGGCCCAUUGAGCAUCCUACUCGCACCAACCAGAUCCCACGCCAGAUCCCGGAUCAGUCGCUGUACACCCGCCCCCUGCCGGGCAUCAUCAUGGGAGGGGUGCUGCCCUUCGGAUGUAUCUUCAUCCAGCUUUUCUUCAUUCUCAACAGCAUCUGGUCUCACCAGACUUAUUACAUGUUUGGCUUCUUGUUCCUGGUGUUCAUCAUCUUGAUCAUCACCUGCAGUGAAGCCACCAUUCUCCUGUGCUACUUCCACUUAUGUGCAGAGGACUACCACUGGUGGUGGAGGUCGUUUCUCACAAGUGGCUUCACAGCCAUCUACUUCUUCUUCUACUGCAUCCACUACUUCUUCACCAAGCUGGAGAUGAGUGGCUUCACCAACACCUUCCUCUACUUCGGCUACACCACCAUCAUCGUUUUCUUGUUCUUCAUUGUUACAGGAACCAUCGGAUUCUUUGCCUGUUUCUGGUUCGUGUCCAAGAUCUACAGUGUUGUCAAAGUCGACUAG